AUGACCUGGUCGUCUAUGCUCAAGAUCGUCGUGGCCGGCCUCGCCGGCCUGUCUCUGGCCAGCCCUAUCGCACAGGUCAACCUGCGCCGAGGCGGCAAGGUGACUUAUCAUCCCAACGCCGAGAGGGCGGAUGCUGUCAAGGAGGCCUUCCAGAGGGGGUGGGAUGGCUAUUAUAAAUAUGCCUUCCCCCACGACUCCCUGAGGCCAGUCACAAACGGAUACGAAGAUGAUAGAAAUGGCUGGGGCGCGAGUGCGAUCGACGCGUUCUCCACGGCUCUUGUCAUGGGCAACAAGGAGGUCGUCAAGCAGAUCUUGGACUACGUGCCCAAGAUCAACUUUGACCAGACCUCGACCGAGGUGUCCCUCUUCGAGACUACCAUCCGCUACCUGGGCGGUCUUCUCUCGGCCUACGAUCUGAUCAAAGGUCCCGCAAAGGGCCUCUCCAAGGAUCAGAAGCUGAUCGACUCCAUUCUGGAGCAGGCGACACGACUGGCUGACAACCUCAAGGUGGGAUUCGACACGCCCAGCGGCAUCCCGGACAACACGCUCUUCUUCGGCCCACCCCGGACCAACAACUCUACAAGCAACGGAAUCGCCACGAUCGGGACCCUCGUCCUCGAGUGGACGAGGCUGAGCGACCUGACCGGUAACCCGGAGUAUGCCAAGCUGUCUCAGAAGGCCGAGGAGUACCUCCUCAAUCCCCAACCGGCCCUGGGCGAGCCGUGGCCCGGCCUGAUCGGCACGAAUGUCGACAUCGCCACUGGAAAGUUCCUGGACGGCUACGGCGGCUGGGUCGGUGGUGACGACAGCUUCUACGAGUAUCUGAUCAAGAUGUAUCUGUACGACCCGGAGAGGUUCGCGCACUACAAGGACCGCUGGAUUCUGGCUGUCGACUCGUCCAUCGAGCACCUGGCGUCGCACCCGACCACGCGCCCAGAGCUGACCUUCCUGGCCAUGUUCAACAACCAGACCCUGAUGUUUGUAUCGCAGCAUCUCGCAUGCUUUGACGGCGGCAACUUCAUCCUGGGCGGGCUGACGCUGGACGAGCCGCGGUACGUCGAGUUCGGACUCGAGCUGACGGCGGCGUGCCGGGCGACGUACGCGGCGACCGAGACCAAGAUCGGGCCGGAGUCGUUCCGGUGGCAGGACAACCGGCUGGACCCGUCGGCGCCCAACAACAAGCCGGCGCCGGCGGCGCAGGCGGCCUUCUACGACGAGGCCGGGUUCUGGAUCGACUCGAGCGCGUACGUGCUGCGGCCCGAGGUCAUCGAGAGCUACUACUACGCGUACCGGGCGACGGGGGACCCCAAGUACCAGGAGUGGUCGUGGGAGGCGUUUGUGGCCAUCAACGCGACGACGUCGGUCGGCAGCGGCUUCUCGAGCAUCAGCGACGUCAACGCGCCGCACGGCGGCAGCUUCACCGACUUCCAGGAGAGCUUCCUGUUCGCCGAGGUCAUGAAGUACGCGUACCUGAUCCAGGCCGAGGACGAGGACUGGCAGGUCAAGGCGGACCACACCAACAAGUUUGUCUACAACACCGAGUGCCACCCCAUUGCGAUCCCGGGCGGCGGCGAGAGGAGGGCGAAGAAGGCUUAG
Molecule: messenger RNA, 1596 nt
Organism: Thyridium curvatum
Lineage: Eukaryota; Fungi; Ascomycota; Sordariomycetes; Thyridiales; Thyridiaceae
Exons: 4
Coding region: 1-1596 (531 amino acids)
Biological process (GO): carbohydrate metabolic process; N-glycan processing
Cellular component (GO): endoplasmic reticulum; Golgi membrane
Molecular function (GO): mannosyl-oligosaccharide 1,2-alpha-mannosidase activity; calcium ion binding
Source: RefSeq, a predicted model, not a curated record